This is a messenger RNA of Thlaspi arvense, 492 nucleotides long. The record is from the annotation of a GenBank genome assembly. Lineage: Eukaryota; Viridiplantae; Streptophyta; Magnoliopsida; Brassicales; Brassicaceae.
AUGGCACUAUUCGCACCGGUUUAUGCUGCUUCUGUUGGCUCCAUGGAAUCUCGGAAGAGGAAAGGCAAUAGUGAGCUCACUUGUCGCGGUGUUCCUUUACCAUAUUUGAUCCGACCUCGUAGGAAACUGCCCGUUUACGACGGCGUCGCGCUCUACAAUGAUUACAUUGAAUAUGCAUCUUUCGAAGAUCUCGAGAGCGAUGAUGAUGAUGACUCAUCAAUGAAGGCUGUUGAAACCUCCUCGUUGGAGAAAGGCAAUAUCUUUGGCCUUACGAGUGAGAGCAAUGCGAGUUUAUCUGAAACUGGUCAUUCGCCGAAUGAUGAGUCAGAUGAAGAAUAUGUGAUUGUGAACAAUGUUGAAGCUUUGCCUACAGCUACAGCUAAACCAGAGAGAGCAGGAGCUAUUCAAAUGAUGGAACUCUCAAAAGAUGCAGUUGAUGAGCCUGAAUCCGAAGAUGAAGGAUCCAGCAGUGAUGGUUGGGUGGUUCUGUAA